AUGGGACGUUCCUGUCAACGUCCGCUUAGAUGUGACCUUCAUUGUCCAUUUGGUUAUCAGACUGGUGUAUUGGGAAUAUGUUUGUGCAUCUGUCACGAUGACCCCCGCCUUUUAAAGGCAUAUGCGCUAAGCGAAUAUUGCAGACAUAACAGCGGCGGUAUAGCUUUUUGUGUAUCACGGACUGCCAUAAAGGCAAGUGAGUGCCCACGUCUUUUCAAUGAUGCUGGUGCUUGUACACAUCAAUGCAAUAAUGACAGUGAAUGUGGCAGUACGUCGAAGUGUUGCAACAACGGAUGUGGUCGAGAAUGUGUCAUUGCACUUAGUUCACAAGUAGUCGUGAAUUCACUUUCAAUUCACCUUUUUCAAACAACAGAAUAUUUUAAUCGAAUAGGAAAAUGUCCAUUAAAAAAUUACGUCAAGAAUCAGAACUGUGUAGUUGAAUGCAUUUACGAUGAGGAAUGCCCUUUAGUUGGAAAGUGUUGUGAUAAUGACUGCGGUCGCGUUUGUGCACCAUCUGAUAAAGCGACAGGCUCUCAGUUACCACACCUAAAUUUUGCAGAUUGCAUACAGCUUACAUCAGCAGUAAGCAGAUUACUCGGGAAAACACUCAUGAAAAAAUAUGUGCCAAAAUGUACAGUUGAUGGAGAAUUCGAGAAUAUACAAUGCGAUCACAGCUAUUGUUGGUGUGUUGAUGAAAAAGGCAUUGAAAUCAUUGGAACCAAAACUUUCAGGAAAAUUGGUUCACCAAAUUGCUUACAAAAGAGAGAUUGUGAAGCUAAAUUAUGUCCAAAAGUGUGUCCUUUUGGCAUUAAAACGGACCAUGAAGGUUGUCCGGUGGAUAAUUGUAACUGCAGAGAUCUUUGCGAAGAAUUGAAAUGUAUAAGUGACAUUGACAUGUGCCAAAUGAUUGACCCUGAUUGUGCUAAACCGCCAUGUCGACCGAUCGGUUUUAAUGGUUUGGGAUUUUGCUGCUCUCUCCUAGAAGCGGUAUUACACAACGGAAGUUGUGUUCAAAUUCUAUCACAGUCCUGCAGAAGUAGUGAAUCUGAAUGCCGUGUUGAUUCAGAUUGUUCAGAGCAAGCAAAAUGUUGUUUCGAUAGAUGUGGCUUGAAAUGUUUACUCGAUAGUACACAUAAUCAUGGCGAAAAAGUGCAGCGAAUCGUGGAAUGUCCACAAGUACAACAGCAUCAUGAUCUGGGAAAGUGUCCAGUAGAGUGUAAGAUUGAUCAGGAUUAUCCAGGUAUUAAAAAAUGUUGCACAUAUAACUGUUCUGCACUUUCCUUAUUUCCUACCAAACUAACAGCAUGUCUUCAUGAAGUUACCACACACGAAAUUUAUGGAUGCGGUCGUGUACCAAAAUGCAACGAUGAAGGAAAUUAUGAACAAAUACAAUGUGAGGACGAUAUUUGUUACUGCGUUGAUACAGUGAAUGGUAUUGAAACUCCAGCAACUCGAACAGCAUUACAUACAGAACCUAUGUUCGAAAAUUUGUGGCUAUGUUUUGAAGUAACACGUGAAGGAUGCCUAUCCUGUGAAUGCCGGAAUCCUUAUAAAAGUGUACCAAACAUUUGCUCAACUGAUCGCUCAUCAGUAAUUCCUCCAGUACUUUGCGAAAGUAAGCGAGACUGUCCAAAUGAUUACUGGUGCAAUAAUAUUGGUAUACAAUCCAAGGGAUUCUGUUGUCCACUACCUUCAAAUCAGGUCCACAGUGAUGCAAAGUGCAAAUCUGUGGAACCGUUCAUUGAACACAACAAAUCAUGUGAUAUUCACUGCAAAACAGAUGAAGAAUGUGAAACAGGUACAAAGUGCUGCUAUGACGGUUGUGGAAUGAAAUGUGUCAAAAUAUCUGGUUGA
This is a messenger RNA of Loa loa (African eye worm), 1854 nucleotides long. RefSeq lists its product as hypothetical. The coding region runs from base 1 to 1854 and encodes 617 amino acids. Gene Ontology annotation, molecular function: peptidase inhibitor activity. Gene Ontology annotation, biological process: innate immune response; antibacterial humoral response. The transcript has 12 exons. NCBI's taxonomy places the organism in Eukaryota, Metazoa, Nematoda, Chromadorea, Rhabditida, Onchocercidae. The record is from RefSeq and is a predicted model, not a curated record. Gene Ontology annotation, cellular component: extracellular region.